AUGUCGGCACCUACGGUAUUUAAGGGCCGAGAGGUCGAGAUGACCGAAGAAGACCUUGCCGCCGAGGCAGCUUCGUUCGCCAUCAAACAGGACGACGGCGGCGACACUACUGAGAGUGCCAUGAACGACGCGAUCAGCUCUACGGACGAUGAUGAAGAUGAAGAAGAGAUUCCCAUCAUCAAAUCUGACAUUGUCUCCAGUCCCGCCGGCGGCAUUCCCCUGAUGGAAGACACGCAUUCUUCGAGACGCGCUGACUCCAAAGGCAAGCGCAAGUCGGCCCACCCCAGAAUGGGAAACUUCCCGACCCCGAAGAAAGCGAGGAUCGCCGAUAAUAGCCCGAAAGAUCACUCAGUUGCCUCUUCGGCCGAUUCUCAGCCUAAAGAGAAGGUGCGCGUUACUUUUCGUACCUCACCGGAGUCUCCCACGGCCAUGCCUCGGAAGACCAGGGGCACCGCGAGAGCUAGGAAGUCUACCAGGACCUCCGUUACGACCAGCGCUCAGCGUCCUGCCCCGAUGGGCACGACCCAAAAGUCCCCAGCCCCAGAGUCUGGCUCUGAGACAGAUGAUCCGGCGAGCAGGGAGGUGGUAGAGCAGGAGCUCAAGGCGGCUCCUAGACGCGGACGUCCUAGGAAGACUGAGGACGGGAAUGUCAACAAGACCAUCGCUCAGGGCCGCAGACGCGGCCGUCCUCCCAAGACGCAGGAUCCCACUUCGUCCGAGCAGUCUGCUAAGGACAACGCAAAGGGCAAGCUACAUCGCAUCUCUGCCCGUCUCAGGAUCUUGGAAGCUAAUGGACGCGGAACCGCAGAGUCGGGACGAUCGCUGCGUUCAUUGGGCAAGAAGGGCGACGAUGACAAAAAGCCCCCUACCACUCACGGCAGAGGUGUCGGCCGGGUCAGAAAGACCUCUAACAAGGGCCGCGAACCAGCUUCGACUACUGAGUACGAAGUGGAGCAGAUCGUGGACACCAAGAUCAAUAACAAGACGAAGGAACAGUUGUACAUGGUCAAGUGGAAGGGUUACCCCUCCAAAAUGAACUCUUGGGAACCUAAGAAGAACCUCAACUGCGCCAAAUUGCUGAAGGCCUUCCAUGACAAGCAUGCUAAGUCAGCUAAGUAG
This is a messenger RNA of Colletotrichum karsti, 1119 nucleotides long. RefSeq lists its product as uncharacterized. The transcript is spliced from 3 exons. The record is from RefSeq and is a predicted model, not a curated record. Gene Ontology annotation, cellular component: pericentric heterochromatin. Gene Ontology annotation, biological process: chromatin organization; negative regulation of transcription by RNA polymerase II. Gene Ontology annotation, molecular function: chromatin binding. Bases 1 to 1119 code for a protein of 372 amino acids. Lineage: Eukaryota; Fungi; Ascomycota; Sordariomycetes; Glomerellales; Glomerellaceae.